AUGGCAACAGAUCUGAAUCGCAAAAGAAGCGCCACUUCGGGCGCAUUAGGCGUUUCAAACCCGAACAUAAAGCCGAUUAACCGCAGACCAGCCAGAGUCUACAGUGUUUCUUCCGAUAUAGUACCGCAGGCCCUAACACAUCCUGAUGAAGAUACGCAUCUCAAAAUAUCCAAGUCUCCCUCUGAUGCGGCUCCCCGAUGGUCGCAGGUGGGGUUUCAAUCCAUAUUUCAUGAUGGUUCCAAUUCAAGACGUUCGACGGAUUCGAUUAAAGAAGAGUACAAUCAAGACGCAGAGAACGACGACGGUCACUUUGAAGAAGGCUUAUCAAGUGGUAACCGAAUUGACGAAAUCACCACGUCAAAUGAUAGCUUGCCUUCUUCGACAUCAGGGGGUAAUAAAAGGCGAUUGUCCAUAUUCACCAAUUCUAAGGAAGGUGUGAGAAAUCGAAGCAGAAGUGGGUCAAGGAACCCCAGCACUCUUAUUAAUGGUGCCAGCAAUAGCAGUAUAAACAGAAGUGGCUCUAAGCUGUUCAAGACGAAAUCGAACAAGAGUUCGAACAGCCUACAAUCCUCGUUAUCGACAGGUCAUACUCAUUUGAACAAAGGCAGCAAUGUCUUUAGCAAGAUGGCAAGGAAGCUUCUACCUUAUAAACCACAUAAUUCUACAGGCAAGGACGACAUUGAACCCGCGGUUCCCAGCCCGUUCAGUAAAUUUUUGCACUCUUCGUAUGGCAAACAUAGAUCACCCGUACAAUUCAUCCAUAACUCUACUGGAGGUUUGAUUGAUUCUGGCAAGUCUGUGUAUUCCUUUAAUCCGAGCGUCAGCAAUAACCCAAACGACACUGCUUUAACACUGAUUCCAGACGAUGCUUUCGAUGCAACUAACGUUUCUCUGUUACAUGACCUAUUAAAAAACCUGCCCUCUUUGAUAGCGAAUCAUAAGAGUUUUACGCUACAGGAACUGUGUGUCUUAGAGGGGAACAUAUGGGGAAUAUACUGCAGUAUAGUUGUGGAACUUUUCAAGAAUAAAAGGGUGUGGCAAUUAGCGGCCAAGAUAGAAGAUAUUGAUCGGUUGCUGGAAUUCUACAUUAUAUUGAAGACGCAAACCAAGGCAGCUGUAUCUCAUUCUAAAUUCUUGACGGAAAUUGAAGAAUUUAUCACUACGUCACUUUAUAUAUUGGAGAACCAGAUCGUGUUCAAUUAUGCUAAUGAGGAGAUUGUAAAUACGGCUUUAAAAAGGGUCGGCAUGAUCUGGAAAGUCUUUUACCAACAGGUUUACUAUGACAUAAUGGCGGUGUUGUUGCCCUUUGAGAAAACAUUUCGAGAUGACAGCAAUUACUGGCUUGACGGUUACCUACCAGAGCCCUCGAGGUAUACCCCCUCUGUCGACCUUUUGUUGUUGAAGUGUUUUAGAGACUCGAUCAUACUUCCAUACUACGAAAGUUUCCUACAUACAAAUGAUGGGGCCAGUAAAAGUUUCCAAAAAUACAUUUUCAAUGAAGAAGAACAGAACGGUGUCACAGAGGAGGAUAAGCUGACGUUACUGCAAUGUUUUGGAAUUCUGAGUACCAUCAAAGGGAACAGCAGAAACCAAAAAAUCAUCGACGAGCUGCUAGAAGGGAUACGCAUGAGUAUAUAA
Molecule: messenger RNA, 1638 nt
Organism: Saccharomyces kudriavzevii IFO 1802
Lineage: Eukaryota; Fungi; Ascomycota; Saccharomycetes; Saccharomycetales; Saccharomycetaceae
Gene: BIT2
Product: Bit2p
Exons: 1
Coding region: 1-1638 (545 amino acids)
Biological process (GO): TORC2 signaling
Cellular component (GO): TORC2 complex
Source: RefSeq, a predicted model, not a curated record